AUGGCAAAAUUCGAAUGGUUAGCCAAUGAAUUAUUACUUGAAUUAUUCAGAUACUUCGAUGGUGUUCAUUUAUUUCGUGCAUUUCAAAAUCUGAACUCUCGUUUCAAUUUUCUACUUCUUCAUUAUCGAAUCUAUCAUCUGGAUUUUCGAUCUGUAUCUAAAUGUGAAUUUCAUAUUAUAUGUCAACAAUAUCUUCCAUCAAUCAUCAAUCGAGUAACUUCGUUACAUCUAUCGAAUGCUGAUGAAACACCAAAUUUAUUCGAACUUUUUCUUUCUUAUUACUUUACCUUCAAUCAAUUCUAUCGUUUACGAUUACUAUCACUCAAUGCUAUUCAUUCUCUUUCUAUACUAAAUCAAAUCAUAUUUGAAUGUCGUCAACUUCCAUAUUUCACACAUCUUUAUAUAAUAAAAUGUGAUUUUAAAGAUCAAGAGAAAUUUUCUUGUUUGAUUAAUCAUAUUUGGAAUUUACCAAAACUAAUAUAUUGUCAAAUAGAUCAUCGAUUUCCAUAUGAAUUGAAAUUUACUAAUAACACAAUAGUCUCCUCAUCUAUUGAAAAUCUCUUUGUUGAAAAUUUCAAUUUUAAUUUGAAUGAUCUAUCUAAAUUAUUUCGAUGUACACCAUCUCUACGACAAUUUGAUGCAACUAUUAUGUCUCAUUCGGAAUAUGAACGACUGCAGAUCAUUCCUUCAGCAAUCAUUUCAUCAAAACUUUCAUUUCGAAAUGCUUUACAUUCGAUGAUUCAUCUCUUUCAAAACUUAUCGAAUUUAUGUCAUUUAACAAUUAAAACACAACGUAUGUAUUUGAAUGGAUAUGAAUGGCAAAAAAUAAUUCUUAAUUAUUUACCUAAAAUUCAAGUAUUUCAAUUAAAAAUGGAUUGGAAAUUUUCCUAUACGAAAAAUAUUGAAGAACAACUGAAUCAACUUUUAGAUUCAUUUCGUACUUCAUUUUGGCUUGAGGAACAUCAAUGGUUCGUUCAAUGUGAUUGGUUUAUGUUAGGAAUAAGUAAUUUCGUUACUUUAUACACUUUACCGUAUGCUUUCAACGACUUUUCUCUUGCAAACAAAUGUUGGUCGAAAUCAACAGCUUCAAAUGAUGAGUUCUAUGAUCGUGUUAAGAUUCUUACACUAAUCAAUAUUAGAACCAAUUUAUUCACAGAUUCUUUUCUCACAUCUGAUGACUUUCAAAAUAUUGUUCAUCUGAAACUUAGUCUUCCAUUAAGUAAUCAUUUUUGGUCAGCAAUUCGAUCCUUUGAUCAACUAACUUCGCUUGAUAUAACACUUAUCCAAGGUGCUGAUUAUCUUCCAUUGCAAAUAUUACUUGAUCGAUCUCCUCGUCUCUAUUCACUAUGCUUUGGUAAUUUUUAUGAUAUUGAAAUAGUAUCUCAAUUAACUAGUCGAUCAAUUCAUCGACUUGAUUUUAUAAAAAAAAAUACAUACAAGAAAUAUUUCAAUAGUAAACAAUGUGAUGUUUUGAUCAAUUCAGCACUUGGUCGUCAAUGUGAAGUUCUUUUAAUUAAUGUCGAAAAUCGAAUAAAUAUUCUUCAACUUGUCAAAAACAUGUCUAAUCUUCGAUCAUUGAUUGUUCAAUGUAAAGAUGAUCAAUGGAAUGGCGAAUUUAUUCAAUGGUUAAGUUAUCAUUUACCAUCCACAUGUUCAGUUAGUAGAGAUAGACAUCAAACGUCGAAUAUUCGAUUAUGGAUCUGUUGA
Molecule: messenger RNA, 1707 nt
Organism: Rotaria sordida
Lineage: Eukaryota; Metazoa; Rotifera; Eurotatoria; Philodinida; Philodinidae
Source: the annotation of a GenBank genome assembly